GGCUGCUCUUGAGGGCCAAGAGUGGACCUACAUUUUCUGGGGUUGGGUUAGGUACUGGACACUCAGGGUGCCCUAUGGCUCUGUAACAUGUGUCUGCGUGGUACAGAAGAUGAUCCUGCCCAAGUCUUCCCUGAAGGACCAAGAAAGCAUCACCCUUCAGAUGUUACCACCAGGCAGUCUGCAAAUAAACGUAUUCAGAAUAUGAAAAGCCUAAGGAAAGAGAAGAAGAAGUUAGAAAAGAAGUUUGCAACGCCUGCUCCAAUUCCAGAACCAGGACUCAUAUGUUUCAGACCCAGGAUGACAAGACCCUAUGCCUCUGAUCACUUGGGAAAAAGGACAGACUGCUACACUUACAGGUCCUGUUUGGACUCCAGGUUGAUGCAUGAGAUCAUUAUACUUAUGAAUGGACAUCAGGAACUUCUCAACCCAGUUCCCAAGUUUUGUUUGAUCCUGGAUGAGGACAGUCCCACCAAUCAAGAGGACAAUGACCACUCUCCUCGAAAGAGAGAAAACAUUAAAGGAGGACAAAUAAGAAACACUGAAAGAGGAUCCCAAGCUUCUUGGCUUCCAGUGACUUGGGGAGACAAAAUCUUUAACAGCCUCAGCUCAACAUCUGUUGACUCAAAUGGGGUUAAAAUGUACUCUUGAAAACUUACUGCUUUGCUUGCUAAACUCACAUAAAACUCUAUAAAUGUUUUGA
Molecule: messenger RNA, 700 nt
Organism: Ictidomys tridecemlineatus (thirteen-lined ground squirrel)
Lineage: Eukaryota; Metazoa; Chordata; Mammalia; Rodentia; Sciuridae
Gene: Ccdc179
Product: coiled-coil domain containing 179
Source: RefSeq, a predicted model, not a curated record